AUGUCAGACCAAGUCGAAAAACUUGACUCUAUCAGUAGCGAACAUACCGCAUCUGUUUCAAAAUAUUUCCAGAAUACUGAUGAGAUGGAAGGACAAGACAAUGGAGUAGAAGUUACUAGUCAAUCCAUUAAGAAAACAGAGAAGUCGAGUCAAGAUAACGAAAACCUGUUCUCUCAAGACAUGCAUGAGGAAGAGGUUGUGUGUGACAAAGAGGAGCAAACUGCAGAAAUCAACAAGGAAACUAAGGAAGCCAAUAAUGUGCAAGAAGAUUUUGCAAAAACCAUGAGUGAAUUGGGGGAUGUAAGGCUUUCAGAAGAAGUGAAGGAGAGACAUAUUUCACCUGAGAGGGAUCAUGGUCAUGAUGAUCAUGCAAAUGAAUCUGAUGAAGAUGAGAUACCACUUGUUUUUAAGCUGAGAAAAAUAUUUGGGAGUGAACCUGCAUCCACAGCCAAUAAAGCAAAAGGUACCAAAAAGACCAGAGGUUCUCCGGUAAAAAGUCGAUUGAUUGAUGAAAUUGAGCUAGUCAAUGUGGAAACUAUAGCUGUAAAUGAUGAUGAUGAUGAUGAUGAAGUAGAGAUAAAAGGGGAAGAUGCUCCACUUGAGAAGAAAAAUUCUAAGAAGAAUAAGGAGGAAAAUAAGAAGCACAGUGAGCAAAGAGUCACACCAGUUGGGGGUGACAAGUCGACAAAAGAAUCUAAACCUUCAAAGAAAAGGAAGAGCAGAAACAAUGAGGAAUCAGGUUCCUCAAAGAAGUAG
Molecule: messenger RNA, 756 nt
Organism: Lycium barbarum (goji berry)
Lineage: Eukaryota; Viridiplantae; Streptophyta; Magnoliopsida; Solanales; Solanaceae
Product: KNR4/SMI1 homolog
Exons: 3
Coding region: 1-756 (251 amino acids)
Source: RefSeq, a predicted model, not a curated record